This is a messenger RNA of Habropoda laboriosa, 970 nucleotides long. It is a transcript of the gene Dpm1, whose product is annotated as probable dolichol-phosphate mannosyltransferase. The transcript is spliced from 4 exons. The coding region runs from base 168 to 929 and encodes 253 amino acids. NCBI's taxonomy places the organism in Eukaryota, Metazoa, Arthropoda, Insecta, Hymenoptera, Apidae. Gene Ontology annotation, molecular function: dolichyl-phosphate beta-D-mannosyltransferase activity. Gene Ontology annotation, biological process: GPI anchor biosynthetic process; protein O-linked glycosylation via mannose. The record is from RefSeq and is a predicted model, not a curated record. Gene Ontology annotation, cellular component: endoplasmic reticulum membrane.
CGUAGUGACGUAAAGAACCGUUGGCGAGACACGUCAUCGAAGGAUGACUGCUUUAUUGACAAGUUUUACGAAGCCGCAUGGUUUGCCCUUCUGGUUUUGACAGUGCGACGCUGGGUAAGGAAGAGUUCGUCUGCGACGCGUCUCUGUACCGGGAACUGGUGUGAAAAAUGGUCGAGAGGGAACAAACGAAAAAGGAUAUAAAAGAACUGGCAAAGAAUGACAAGUACUCGAUUUUACUUCCAACCUACAACGAAGUCGAGAACUUGCCCAUAAUUAUUUGGCUUAUCGUGAAGUAUAUGGACGAGAGCGAACUUGAUUAUGAGAUUAUCGUGAUAGACGAUGGUUCUCCAGAUGGGACACUGGACAUGGCUAAACAGCUGCAGAAUGUCUAUGGAGAGUACAAAAUAGUUUUGAGACCAAGGGAAAAGAAGCUUGGACUGGGCACAGCAUAUAUUCAUGGAAUUAAACAUGCUAAUGGAAACUUUAUUAUCAUCAUGGAUGCAGAUUUAUCUCAUCAUCCUAAAUUCAUACCCAAAAUGGUAGAACAUCAGAGAUACCUUGAUUUGGAUAUUGUAAGUGGUACUAGGUAUAUAAAAGGUGGAGGAGUUUAUGGCUGGGAUUUCAAAAGGAAAUUGAUCAGCAGAACUGCAAAUUUCCUCACACAAAUUUUAUUGAGACCAGGUGCCAGUGAUCUUACAGGAAGCUUUAGAUUGUACAAGAAAGAUGUACUAGAAAAUCUCAUUCACUCUUGUGUAUCAAAGGGGUAUGUCUUCCAGAUGGAGAUGAUUAUCAGGGCCAGGCAAUUGCAAUACACCAUAGGAGAAGUUCCCAUCACGUUUGUCGAUCGCGUUUACGGCGAGUCGAAGCUGGGUGGGUCGGAAAUUUUCCAGUUUGCAAAAGGUCUUCUGUAUCUUUUCGCCACCACUUAAUUUAAUGUACAAUAAAGAACUGCAAUAAACAUUCCUUGUAU